AUGGCAUUGGCAGCCCAACCUAAGAACUUGCAGAUUGAGAAUGUUGUUUUGAACCUUCCUAGGAACAUUCGGUGCAACAAGUGUAGGAAUACCAUGGCCAAAGACACCAAGAUCAAUUCCCGCAAAGAAAAAUCCUCCGGCAACUUGGAGUAUUUGGGGAUUAAAAACACCAGAUUUCACUUCAGUUGUACCCAGUGCUCGGCUGGGAUCGUCUUAAGGACAAACCCACAAUUGUCACGCGUUCUUUGUGAGUCUGAUGCUACACUAUUUUGUGGUGAUCAACUUCCCGGACGUCUUCCGUAUGGGCUUGAGGAGGACAAGAGUUGUUACCUCUUAAUUCCAGUCCACAAGACCAAGUGUUUAGCCACCUAA
Prunus armeniaca (apricot) is the source of this 372-nucleotide messenger RNA. NCBI's taxonomy places the organism in Eukaryota, Viridiplantae, Streptophyta, Magnoliopsida, Rosales, Rosaceae. The record is from the annotation of a GenBank genome assembly.